GGAUUUUCAGUCGUGCCUGUGCUGCCCAACAGAUGUCGCUUGCAGCAUUGGGUGUUGUUGUUUAGGCGUUUUUGGGUGAAAUUCCAAAAUGGCGUCACACCUCUUGUCGCUUAGGUGUAUCAUUUUGGUGUUUUAUCAAAUUAAAAUGAUAUCAUCUGGGCAGGGUCGUUAAGUGUUGUGUGGAAAAAAUGCAGAAAUCCCCAGUGAAGUGAUUUAGCACAAGUGACACCCUAUUUUGCAUGGUUUUAGUGGAAAAAUAGUGACGGUGGAGAGAACCUUUUAUGUUAGUGGCCUUUUUGGGCUGGUUUUUGCACAGCAAGAAGUGAGUGAGGAGGAGAGCCAGUGACACAGAAAACUUCUAUUUUCGCCACAACACAGAACUUUCCCAUUGGUGACGCACAACAGCCACUUCCUGCACCUCCAUCCCGUCUGGUGACAUCGACAAAGAAUGGAUAGUGUGACGACAACACGAAACACUGUGAGUGCAAUAGUUGAACAUGAUUAUACAGCGAUGCAACCAGAUGAAUUAAAUCUGGUCAAAGGUGCCAUCAUACAAAAUAUUAAAGUACAACCAGGUGGUUGGUGGGAAGGAACUAUAGCGGCGUCUGGAAAAACUGGAAUGUUUCCUGAUAAUUUUGUGCGUGUCCUAGAGCCGGAUGAUAAAAAUCCGGUUGUACUGAGGGAUAAAUCUGCAACAUCUAAUAGACGUUGCAAAGUGGUUUACAGCUAUACACAGAACAACAAUGACGAACUUUCACUUGCGGUUGGCGACAUCAUUGAGAUUCUUGGCGAGGUGGAAGAGGGAUGGUGGCGUGGUAAAUUGGGUAAUCGAGUAGGUGUCUUCCCCUCAAAUUUCGUCCUGGCCGUCGAUGAUGUAUCACCAGUAUCGGCUAAUAGGAUUUCAACAAAUACCUCAGGCAAUCGCACUAAAACUAGUCUCAACAGUUCACGCGAAGAUUUAGUAUCGGCUGGUGUAAAUAAUUCUGUCGGUCUGAUGGACAAAGAUGCACCGAGUUUACCUCCAAAGCCAGUCAGAGAAAUCUGCAAAGUUCUCUAUCCCUAUGAACCUGUCAAUGAGGAUGAAUUGGAAUUGCUCGAAGGUGAUAUAAUCACGAUAUUGAGCAAGGAUUUACCGGACAAAGGAUGGUGGAAAGGAGAACUUCGCGGCAAAGUUGGAGUAUUUCCUGACAAUUUUGUCCUCGUCCAACCACCUGACGCGUCACCUUCCAAGGACAAUCCCAACAAACCAGAUCGUCCACCACCGGCGUCAAAGAUGAUCAUCCAGAAGACGACGAACAACAGUAAUUCGACAAAUUCACGAAAAGACAGCUUCGGUUCGAAGGAUUCGCUGAAUGAGACGGGAAUUGUGACUGGAAGUGUUGCGGCUCAUAGGAAAUCCCUGGAGAGCAAAUCAGUGGAUCCGAUAGCUGAGAAGCCGCCCAGGAAGGCAUUUGAGACCAAAAGUUCGGGGGACAUGCGAAAGAGUUUGGAGAAUUUGGACGAUAAAAAGGUGACACCGCCGCCGGUGCUGUCGAAGAAACCAAGCGUGCCAAUUAAGAAGUCUCCAACAAUCGGAAGCGUCACUACAAAUUUGUUCUCGGGACUGAAGCAGAAGGUGAAAUCGACUGAGAAUAAGGUGAGCAAUGUGGAUAAUUUGGAUGGAGGUGCUGGGAGUAAGAUGGGAACGCCUCAGGUGGCGGAUAAUGGUGAGAAGGGAGUGAUUGGUGAGAGGAUUUCACGGAGUUUUGGAGAGUCGGAUUUUGAUCAGGUGGAACGAUCGAGUGGAGUGUUGAAGGAUAUGAGGGCAAAUAGGGCAAAAUUGCCGAAGGGUCGGAGACCUCCGACGUCAGCAUUGAAUUCCAGUGGAGAGAGUAGUUUGCUGAAUGGGAGCAGUGGAAGUAUUGAGGAGCAUACCAAUAGCAAGGAUACGUCACAGAGUGAGGAUGAAUUGGUGAAGCCCAAAGCGAGAGAAUGGGAGAAGAAUCGAGCGCCGUGGAUGGCGGAAUUGAAGGCGAAUCAGGCUAAAAAGACAUCACCGAGCUUCGAUGCGACCAAAUCACCGGAAAUUGCAAGGAGUGCAAUUGAGAGUGGAGACAAUCAUCAUAUGGAGAAGUCUGAUAUGUCAAAAUCCUUCAGUAGCUCCUUCAGUCAGCGCAAAUCCACGGAAAACUUCGAAGUGAGGUCAAAUAGUGUCGAUGUGAAGAGUACGACGACGACACUGAGGGAGUCAUCUUCGGACUCAAUGACCAAAUCCAUCUCGGCCAUUUCCACCAAAAUCACCAUUCCCGAAACCAGUCCAAUUGCCCCGUCAACUGCUCCGCCCGAGGAAGUGACACCCAAAGCCAGGCCUGCGAGUGUUGGAGUUAAUUUGAGGAAUCGCAGUAGUUCCCCAAUGAGGCAACUGAGUUCCGGAAGGCCUCCAAGUGUUGUCAGUGAAGUUCCUCCUGAACCGAAUCAACCAGAAUCGAAAGUGACAGAACUGGAGCACAGAGUAGCGAAACUUGAAAGAAUUGUACAGAGUCAGGGAAGUGCGAUUGAGGAUCUAGUAAGGCGUCUACGUGAGGAAACGGAUAAAGUGAGGACCCUCAAGGCUGAAUUGGAAAAAUAUGCCCAGUGUGUGACACAGGUAUGAAAAUAAUUUCCUAAUCCCAGUCAAAUGCAAACAAAAAGAUUGGGAUGAAAUUUUUCCAUGUAUUUUGUUUCCCGGUGAGGGAGGAAUUGUACAUAAUUAUUAAAAACUACAAUGGAGAUUUUUGAAGAGAGUAAAAGAUAAAUGGCAUUUGUACACUCUUGCAUUAAGAGUUCUAUAUAUCAGAGUCCUAGGCGAUGGAAAGGAGAUAUGCUGAUAAUUUCAGCAUUUAUCGUGAUUAAUCUACAUUCAGAGUAUUUAAUUGCAAGUUUUUUAGCAUUGUGAAAAACAGUGGCUGCUGGAAUUAUCUGAACAUGAACACUUUCAUGAUCUGUGGAACUUGAAGUGUCUUGGCUAAGAAAUAUUUCAGGAUUGUUAAAGUUAACGAAGAAACUUAACGAACAUUUCACGAAUUUCUGUGGAAUUUGUCAAUGUUCCUUCAGAGAAAUUAACAAACUUAAUAAAAUGAAAAA
Molecule: messenger RNA, 3102 nt
Organism: Phlebotomus papatasi
Lineage: Eukaryota; Metazoa; Arthropoda; Insecta; Diptera; Psychodidae
Gene: cindr
Product: CD2-associated protein
Exons: 5
Coding region: 449-2632 (727 amino acids)
Molecular function (GO): protein binding
Source: RefSeq, a predicted model, not a curated record